Molecule: messenger RNA, 11524 nt
Organism: Coregonus sp. 'balchen'
Lineage: Eukaryota; Metazoa; Chordata; Actinopteri; Salmoniformes; Salmonidae
Source: the annotation of a GenBank genome assembly
AAUGUCCUUUCACCUCACGAAACGCAUAUUUCAAGUUCUUGCUUCAUUGUGUUGAUGUCUCUUGCUUGUAGACGGUUUUGAGUAUCCGCGGGUAGGUUAUAGCAGGAACAAACCGGGCAACUAAUGCUUGCUAGUCUGUUUUGAAUCAAGGACGUCAAUAGCCAACUAAGGCUACUGCAAACUUUAUCCCUUUGCUGAUACAUGGUUGGGCGUGGAACUAUCCAGACAAUGUCAGCUUCAACAGUAAGUUUUAUUUCUUUAUUAACAUUACCAUAGCCAGCCUUGCCAUUUAUCAGUCAUUCUGAUAUUUAUUUUCAUCCAGCUGAUUACUCAACCCUAAAAGUGAGUAGUGAUGGAGAGACGGUUCAGGGCAGCCGAAAAUAUAAUUUUGGCUAAGAAAAAUAUUUCACAGCGGUUUAGAUGGUACAAUGAUUUUCUACACUUGCUUGUCUCUUCACAUAAACUUAAAUUAGGCGCUCAUAGAAUGUUAGCAACCAGGAAAUGGCGGAGCGAUUUCUGCAUAGUGCAUAUUUAAGAUGCUUUUGGGAAACCGGGCCCUGCAUAUUUAUUCUGCCCUUCUCACAGUUAUCGGCAGAACAUGACCAGCACACGCGGACAACCAGCCGUUCCAAGCCCGGCUUCCUGGAGCGUCUGAGUGAAACCGCAGGGGGAACAGUUCUUGGUGUUGCACUGUUCGCGCUCUCUUUUUACGUCCUUUUCACCAAUGAGGCGAGUAGUUUCAAACAGUGUACACUACCGUUCAAAAGUUUGGGGUCACUUAGAAAUUCUUAUUUUCGAAAGAAAAGCUUUUUUUUUUGUCCAUUAAAAUAACAUCAAAUUGAUCCGAAAUACAGUGUAGACAUUGUUAAUGUUGUAAAUGGCUAUUGUAGCUGGAAACGGCUGAUAUAUAUAAUUUAUUUUUUAUUUUUAUGGAAUAUCUAAAUUGGCCUACAGAGGCCCAUUAUCAGCAACCAUCAGCCCUGUGUUCCAAUGGCACGUUGUGUUUGCUAAUCCAAGUUUAUCAUUUUAAAAGGCUAAUUGAUCAUUAGAAAACCCUUUUGCAAUUAUGUUAGCACAGCUGAAAACUGUUGUGCUGAUUUAAAGAAGCAAUAAAACGGGCCUUCUUGAGACUAGUUGAGUAUCUGGAGCAUCAGCAAUUAUGGGUUCGACUACAGGAUCAAAAUGGCCAGAAACAAAUAACUUUCUUCUGAAACUUGUCAGUCUAUUCUUGUUCUGAGAAAAGAUGGCUAUUCCAUGUGAGAAAUUGCCAAGAAACUGAAGAUCUCAUACAACGCUGUGUACUCCCUUCACAGAACAGCGCAAACUGGCUCUAACCAGAAUAGAAAGGAGUGGUAGGCCCCGGUGCACAACUGAGCAAGACCUGUGAGGCGUCUGUUUCUCAAAAACUAGACUAAUGUAUUUGUCCUCUUGCUCAGUUGUGCACCGGGGCCUCCCACUCCUCUUUCUAUUCUGGUUAGAGCCAGUUUGCGCUGCUCUGUGAAGGGAGUAGUACUCAGCGUUGUACGAGAUCUUCAGUUUCUUGGCAAUUUUUUGCAUGGAAUAGCCAUCAUUUUUCAGAACAAGAAUAGACUGACGAGUUUCAGAAGAAAGUUACUUGUUUCUGGCCAUUUUGAUCCUGUAAUCGAACCCACAAUUGCUGAUGCUCCAGAUACUCAACUAGUCUCAAGAAGACCCGUUUCUAUUGCUUCUUUAAUCAGCACAACAGUUUUCAGCUGUGCUAACAUAGUGCCUUGCAAAAGUAUUCAUCCCCCUUGGCGUUUUUCCUAUUUUGUUGUAUUACAACCUGUAAUUUAAGUUUAUUUUUAUUUGGAUUUCAUGUAAUGGACAUACACAAAAUAAUCCAAAUUGGUGAAGUGAAAAAAUAAAAUAAAACUUGUUGCAAAAAAUUCUAAAAGAUAAAUAACGGGAAAGUGGUGCGUGCAUAUGUAUUCACCCCCUUUGCUAUGAAGCCCCUAAAUAAGAUCUGGUGCAACCAAUUACCUUCAGAAGUCACAUAAUUAGUUAAAUAAAGUCCACCUGUGUGCAAUCUAAGUGUCACAUGAUCUCAGUGUAUGUGUGUGUGUAUAUAUAUAUAUAUACACCUGUUCUGAAAGGCCCCAGAGUCUGCAACACCACUAAGCUAGGAGCACCACUAAGCAAGGAGCACCACCAAGCAAGCGGCACCAUGAAGACCAAGGAGCUCUCCAAACAGGUCAGGGACAAAGUUGUGGAGAAGUACAGAUCAGGGUUGGGUUCUAAAAAAAAUAUCUGACACUUUGAACAUCCCACGGAGCACCAUUUUAAAUCCAUUAUUAACAAAUGGAAAGAAUAUGGCACCACAACAAACCUGCCAAGAGAGGGCCGCCCACCAAAACUCACGGACCAGGCAAGGAGGGCAUUAAUCAGAGGCAACAAAGAGACCAAAGAUAACCCUGAAGGAGCUGCAAAGCUCCACAGCGCAGAUUGGAGUAUCUGUCCAUAGGACCACUUUAAGCCGUACACUCCACAGAGCUGGGCUUUACGGAAGAGUGGCCAGAAAAAAGCCAUUGCUUAAAGAAAAAAAAUACGCAAACACGUUUGGUGUUCGCCAAAAGGCAUGUGGGAGAAUCUCCAAACAAAUGGAAGAAGGUACUCUGGUCAGAUGAGACUAAAAUGUAGCUUUUUGGCCAUCAAGGAAAACGCUAUGUCUGGCGCAAACCCAACACCUCUCAUCACCCGAGAACACCAUCCCCACAGUGAAGCAUGUUGGUGGCAGCAUCAUGCUGUGGGGAUGUUUUUAAUCGGCAGGGACUGGGAAACUGGUCAGACUUGAAGGAAUGAUGGAAGGCGCUAAAUACAGGGAAAUUCUUGAGGGGAAACCUGUUUCAGUCUUCUGGAGAUUUGAGACUGGGACGGAGGUUCACCUUCCAGCAGGACAAUGACCCUAAGCAUACUGCUAAAGCAACACUCGAGUGGUUUAAGGGGAAACAUUUAAAUGUCUUGGAAUGGCCUAGUCAAAGCCCAGACCUCAAUCCAUUUGAGAAUCUGUGGUAUGACUUAAAGAUUGCUGUACACCAGUGGAACCCAUCCAACUUGAAGGAGCUGGAGCAGUUUUGCCUUGAAGAAUGGGCAAAAAUCCCAGUGGCUAGAUGUGCCAAGCUUAUAGAGACAUACCCCAAGAGACUUGCAGCUGUAAUUGCUGCAAAAGGUGGCUCUACAAAGUAUUGACUUUUGGGGGGGUGAAUAGUUGUGCACGCUCAAGUUUUCUGUUUUUUUGUCUUGUUGGUUUCACAAUAAAACAUAUUUUGCAUCUUCAAAGUGGUAGGCAUGUUGUGUAAAUCAAAUGAUACAAACCCCCAAAAAAUCAAUUUUAAUUCCAGGUUGUAAGGCAACAAAAUAGGAAAAAUGCCAAGGUGGGUAAAUACUUUCGCAAGCCACUAAUUGCAAAAGUUUUCUAAUGAUCAAUUAGCCUUUUAAAAUGAUCAACUUGGAUUAGCAAACACAACGUGCCAUUGGAACACAGGACUGAUGGUUGCUGAUAAUGGGCCUAUGUAGAUAUUUCAUAAAAAAUCAGCAGUUUCCAGCUACAAUAGCCAUUUACAACAUUAACAAUGUCUACACUGUAUUUCUGAUCAAUUUGAUGUUAUUUUAAUGGACAAAAAAAAAUGCUUUUCUUUCGAAAACAAGGACUUUUCUAAGUGACUCCAAACUGUUGAACGGUAGUGUAUGUAGCAGCACAGUAAAGUGUAUGUCUGUGGACAUUUCUAGAAUAUUGUAUCAUUGAAACAAAAUAUUUCUGAAAUAUGACAUGUUUCAGAUAAACCGUGUGUGUGUAGAAUAGGCUAUUUUAGCAUGUAUAGGCCUCCAGUAGUCCAACAGUUGGUUUCCCCACACAGGGAAGGGCCCUGAGAACCGCUACCUCCCUGGAUGAGGGUCUCUCUCAGGUGGUGUCCCUGCACCUGUACUCCAGCCCACUGGACCAUAACAACAACCAUCUGGUUCACCUGACAGCCCCACUGCGCACCUUACAGGUAUAGGCCUACAAUACUCACCACUAUACAUUACUAUUACCAGUCUCAUCACCUGACCCAAAUUCUAUUAGAGGUGCUGGUACAACUGAGCGCUGCUGUAACUCUUGUGUAAUAAUAAACCAAUAUAGGCCUGCCACUGUUACUAUUCAGUUCUCCUACUGCUCAAAUGCUUUACAGAAAGGUUCCCUUAAGCCUCUUUCUGAUCUCAUUUCUUUACCUGGGCUCAUAUCCACAAAGCAUCUCAGAGUAGGAGGUGCUGAUCUGGGAUCUGUCCAUAUAAAUCGUAUUUAUUCAGCACUCCUACUCAGAGUUGCUUUGUGGAUAUGGUCCCUGAUCUUAACCUGUCAUCACGUCCUCCUCCCAUCCCUCUCCUCUCUAGCCCCUCCAUGACCCGAACUACAGAGUGGCGGUGCAGGCGGUAAAGCUGAAGAGACAGGUGGAGAUGUACCAAUGGGUGGAGUACAGCGAGAGCAGGUGAGUCAGGGUCUUAUGAUCUGGCAGGUACAGUGCAUUCAGAAAUGAUUCAUACCCCUUGACUUAUUCCACAGUUAGUUGUGUUACAGCCUGAAUUCAAAAUGUAUUAAAUAAAAAACACCCAUCCACACACUACUCCAUAAUGACAGUGAAAACAUGUUUUUAGAAAUUUAUUGAAAAUGAAAUAUUUAAUUCACAUGAGUAUUCACACCCCUGAGUGUUAGAAUCACCUUUGGCGGUCAGUCUUUCUGGGUACGUUUCUGAGCUUUGCACACCUGGGUUGUAUAAUAUUCGCACAUUUUGCUUUUUAAAAUUCUCCAAGCUCUGUCAAGUUAGCCAUUUUCAAGUCUUGCCAUAGAUUUUGAAGCCUUUUAUUUAUAUAUAUAUAUAUAUAUAUACACCCCCCCCUUUAAAAAAAUAUAUAUUAUUAUUGUUUUUAUUUUAUUUAUUUCUUCUAUAAAGAAAUUUGGUCAACUUUAACUAGGACAUUCAGGAACUUUCAAUGUUGUCUUGGUAAGCAACUCCAGUGUAUAUUUGGCCUUGUGUUUUAAGUUAUUGUCCUGCUGAAAGGUGAAUUUGUCUCCGAGUGUCUGUUGGAAAGCAGACUGAACCAGGUUUUCCUCUAGGAUUUUUACCUGUGCUUAGCUCUGUUCCAUUUUUUAAAUAUUUUUUUUUAAUCCUAAAAACUCCACUAGUCCUUGCUGAUGUCAAGCAUACCCAUAUCAUGAUGCAGCCAGCACCAAGCUUACAAAUAUGAAGAGUGGUACUCAGUGUUGGAUUUGCCUCAAACAUAACCCUUUGUAUUCAGGACAUAAAGUUAAUUUAUUUGUCAAUUUUUUUGCAGGUUUACUUUAGUGCCUUAUUGCAAACAGGAUGCAUGUUUUGUUUUGGAAUACUUUUAUACUGUAUAGGCUUCCUUCUUUUCACUGUCAUUUGUUAGUAUUGUGGAGUAACACCUGGUAUCUUUGUAGUGACUGGGUGUAUUGAUACACCAUCCAGUGUAAUUGAUAACCUCACCAUGCUCAAAGGGAUAUUCAAUGUCAGCUUUUUUCCCCAUCAACCAAUAGGUGCCCUUCUUUCCGAGGCAUUGGAAAACCUCCCUGGUCUUUGUGGUUGAAUCUGUUAGAAAUUCACUGCUCAACUGAGGGACCUUACAGAUAAUUGUAUGUGUGGGGUACAGCGGUGAGGUUGUCAUUCAAAAAUCAUGUUAAACACUUAUUGCACAGAGUGAGUCCAUGCAACUUAUUAUGUGACUUGUUAAGCAAAUCUUUACUCCUGAACUUAUUUAGGCUUGCCAUAACAAAGGGGUUGAAUACUUAAGACAUUUCAGCUUUUCAUCUUUAAUUCAUUUGUAAAACUUUAUAAAAACAUAUUUCCACUUUGACAUUAGGGAUUAUUGUGUGUAGGUCAGUGACACAAUCUCAAUUUACCAAUUUUUAAAUUCAGGCUGCAACACAACAAAAUGUGUGAAAGUCAAUGUGAAUACUUUCUGAAGGCACUGUAUGUAGGGUUGAGCUAACUGGUGGACAGGACUAUGAUCGUCAUUCCUCAUCAGUUACUGACGGGUCUCAUUUUCACCGACCUUCACUGGGUACGUUUACAUGCGCACGAUCAUAUGGUUAUUGUGAAUAUUCAGUUUAAAGAUAAUAGUUUAAAAUGUUUACAUGCUUUGCAAGAAAUUUCCCUAAUAAUCCUGUUAACAUGGACACACCUGAAAUCAGGAUACCUGCUGGGACUUUGAUAAAUGCCGAAAAUUGCCAAUCACACAGCGACUGUUGUUUUUGUGAAGUGUAUUUGAUUCUGAGUUCGGACAUAUAAAGUUUGUAUGUGGAAACUAUUUCUAAGAUGCAUACAGUGCAUUCGGAAAGUAUUCAAACCCCUUGACUUUUUCCACAUUUUGUUACGUUACAGCCUUAUUCUAAAAUGGAUUAAAUAAAAACAAUUUGAUCUACACACAAUACCCCAUAAUGACAAAGCGAAAACAGGUUUUUGCUAAUGUAUUACAAAUAAACAACUUAUUUACAUAUGUAUUCAGACCCUUUGCUAUGAGACUCUCAAGUGCAUCAUGUUUCCAUUGAUCAUCCUUGAUGUUUCUACAACUUGAUCGGAGUCCACCUGUGGUAAAUUCAAUUGAUUGGACAUGAUUUGGAAAGGCGCACACACGUGUGUGUGUGUGUGUGUGUAUAUAUGGUCCCACAGUUGACCGUGUAUGUCAGAGCAAAAACCAAGCCAUGAGGUCGAAGGAAUUGUCCGUAGAGCUCCGAGACAGGAUUGUGUUGAGGCAGAGAUCUGGGGAAGGGUACCAAAACAUUUAUGCGGCUUUGAAGGUCCCCAAGAACACAGUAGCCUACAUCAUUCUUAAAUGGAAGAAGUUUCGAACCACCAAGACUCUUCCUAGAGCUGGCCGCCCGGCCAAACUGAGCAAUCGGGGGAGAAGGGCCUUGGUCAGGGAGGUGACCAAGAACCCGAUGGUCACUCUGAUAGAGUUCCUCUGUGGAGAUGGGAGAACCUUCCAGAAGGACAAACCAUCUGUGCAGCACUCCACCAAUCAGGCCUUUAUGGUAGAGUGGCCAGACGGAAGCCACUCCUCAGUAAAGGGCACAUGACAGCCCGCUUGGAGUUUGCCAAAAGGCACCUAAAGGACUCUCAGACCAUGAGAAGCGCUCAAGACCUCAGACUGGGGCGACGGUUCAAUUUCCAACAGGACAACGACCCUAGGUUCACUUUCCAACAGGAAAAUGACCCUAAGCACAAAGGCAAGACAGCGCAGGAGUGGCUUCGGGACAAGUCUCUGAAAUGUCCUUGAGUGACCCAGCCUGAGCCCGGACUUGAACCCGAUCUAACGUCUCUGGAGAGACCUGAAAAUAGCUACGCUCCCCAUCCAACCUGACCGCGCCUGAGAGGAUCUGUAGAGGAGAAACUGAGAAACUCUCAAAAUAAAGGUGUGCCAAGCUUGAAGCAUCAUACCCAAGAAGACUCAAGGCUGUAAUCGCUGCCAAAAGUGCUUUAACAAAGUACUGAGUAAAGGGUCUGAAUACUUAUGUAAAUGUGAUAUUUAAAAAAUAUCUAUACAUUUGCAAAUUCUGAACCUGUUUUUGCUUUGUCAUUAUGGGGUGUUGUGUGUAGAUUGAAUUUAAAAAAUCCAUUUUAGAAUAAGGCUGUAACAUAACAAAAGGUGAAGGGGUCUGAAUACUUUCCGAAUGCACUGUACUUUCAGUUUUUCCAAACUCACUUCACUCGUGCAAAAGAGGGAGGCUCGCUAGGCUGGUGCUAACACAUGCGUAGAUCAAAUAUACCCCUGGUGUUCACAUUUUCCUAAUAAUUCGAAAGAUUGCUUAGAAAUCCAGGUGCUUUAAUCGGCGUAUGCUUACUUUGAUUAUGACCUGACGCAGAGUAAGGUGUUUACAUGACUAAUUAUUAGUGUGCCUGUGUAAACACUCAUUUUGUGUCUUUGCUGAACUGAUUUUCAGGCACAUGCUAUUCGUUUGUUUGUUCAUUCACUCACUACUUAACCAACAGCCGAUUCAGGGAAUCCAUAGCUCCUACUCAUUCAGAAUGAAUACUGUGGUUGUGUUUAGGCAGCUACAUGUGUCAGAUGUGUGUGUGUGUUUAUUUGUAACCUGCUAGUGACUAUUCCUCAGAGACUAUGACGAGGGUGGAGAGUCCAAGACUGAGACUACGUACAACUACAGUAAGUACAGACCAGUGGAGGCUGCUGAGGGGAGGACGGCUCAUAGUAAAGGGCUGAAACUGAGUAAAUGGAAUGGCAUCAAACACAUGGAAACCAUGUGUUUUGUAUUUGAUACCAUUCCGCUGUUAUCACGAGCUCGUACUCCCCCCAAUGAAGGUGCCACAAACCUCCUGUGGUACACACAGUGAAGAACAACAAAAUGUACUACAUUACUUACUUCAGUAGCAACAUGCAUGCCAUGCCAGUGAAAUGUAUCAGAUCCUAACUCUUUCUUCAGAUACAGAGUGGAAGGCAGAGCUUAUCAACAGCAGGAACUUUGAUAAAGAGAUUGGUCACAUCAACCCGAGGUACUCCAAUUAUUUUGUCUUCUCGGUCUCAUUCUUUCUGUCUCACUCAUUGUCAGUCACAACUACAGCAGGUAUUAUGUUAAUGAACUGGUACAGAGGUAUUUUGUUGUCUCUACCUAACAUGCUGGUGCAUUUACAGUGCCAUGGCAGUGGAGAGUGUAACAGUGGUGACUCCUGAUGUUCAGGUUGGACCUUUCUCGCUCUCCAAAGGUAUCUACAGAACACAGGCUAGCAGCUCCAUUGCUUGUCUAACAACUUUUGAAAUGUAUCCCGGUGAUUUGGUUAAUUUAUUAAUUUGUUUAAUUUUCUCCUGAGGAUUGGUGGAUCAGAUUGAGAACUUCCAGACAUUGCGUCUGAAGGAUCUCCCCGCUCCUGACUCUGACUCCUUUCUCACGGUCGAUGAGGACUACUUCUACCACACCCAACACCCCCGCAGACCAGAGGUGAGUGUCACUCACAACACUGGCUGCGUUUAGACAAGCAGCCCAAUUCUUCUGAUAUUUUAUCCCACUCAUUGGUAUUUUGACCUAUCAAGUCAGAUCUUUUCAGAGCUGCUCUGAUUUGUCAAAAGACCAAUUAUUGAAAAAAAAUAUCAGAAUAUGGCUGCCUGUCUAAACGCUCAAAGCUUUUCUAACGAUGGCUCACUACACAAACAUAUAGCUUUUUACACAAUGAUUCACCAACAUAAACCUACAGUUUUUCACACGACAACUCACCUUCAUAAAUAAAUAUAUAUAUAUAUAGCUGUUAACAUAAAGGCUGGUAUGCACAGGCUCAUGCCAUUCUAUUGUGACUUAAACUCUGGUGAUUUGAUUUGUUGGUUGUUUAGGUGGGAGACGUGCGUGUGAGCUUCUCCUAUGCUGGACUCAGUGGGGAAGGGAGCUACCCUGGGCCAGCCCAGACAGUGAGUACAUAGAGCUCAGGAGCUUUACACUGACCUCCAGUUGGUCCAUGGUGGUCAGCUUGUAGAUUGCUUUUGUCAACUUGUGAAAUGUCCAUCUCCCGAUGGAGAAUAAAGUUCUUAUUUUCUACUCUCUGUUAUCAGUUAUUGAAGUCAUUAUUCAUCAUUAAUCACUAAAUACUGCCCCCAAGUACCCCUUAAGUCACUGUGUACUACAUAAGUCCAUAAUCCUCUUCAAAUGAACUGUCAGUGGAACAACUCUUAUCAUCAACUGAUUGCUAACUGGAGUACCCUAACUGAUCUGAGAGCCUGGUGUCCCACAGGUCAGUGUUGUGGCCAUGCAGAGUGAUGACACCUUGAAGCCCUUUAGGACCAAAUCAGGAGACAUACUAGAGAUCAUCUACCUGGAGGAGCUCACUGCUGAGGUGUGGGGGGUGGGGCUUUCAUUUUUUGAAGGAUGUGAUUUUUCUUGAUUACUUUUCUGACAAUAUCCUCUUCAUCCAUCACUGAAAUGUACCUACUCUGAACCAUGUCUUGUUUUUCCUGAUUUUCUAUACUACCUCGAUCACAUCCCUGAUAGUUUUGUUUUGGUUGUGUUGGUAGGAAGUGUUUGAGAGGGAGCAAAAGAACAAUGCUAUGCUGACCUGGGCUCUCAGGGCUGGAGGCUGGUUACUCAUGUUCCUCGGCAUUAGUCUGAUGAUCCGCAUCAUCCACACACUGGGUAACACACCGCAUUGGUUAACUCGAUACCUAAUUUUACUUUUCAUAAGCAUACAGACAUGAUCUUAUGUUCCAGUCUAAACUUAACUGCUCUGUAUGCAUGUCAGUGUCUCUCUUAACAUGUGUAUUUUGUUAUCCAGUGGAUUGGGUCCCUAUUCUUAGAGAGCUGAUCAGCUUGGGGCUGAAGCUCUUUGCCCUGUGUGUUUCCUGCUCCCUCUCCCUGCUCACCAUCUCCUCUGGCUGGAUCUUCUACCGCCCCCUAGUGGCUGUGGGGCUGAUUGCCAUGGCUGUGAUUCCGAUCGUCAUCGCCCGCUCUCGCGCCCCGGCCAAGAAACACCAAUGACGUUUUGAACUGAAUGACCCUUGUCAUCAGUGCUCCAAUCCUUGCAGAACAGUCAUUUGAGAGCCAUUGUCUUGUCACCUCACUUUACCCAACACACCCUUAAUGUGCCAUAUGCCAAUGACAGACCCCUCAGGAAUUUAGAUAAUGGGUAUAAUGUGGUCAUUCUAAUAAAAGUACAGAACAAUAUGGAUGUUACAUAGGACAAUAUGAAAUACAUUUGCACAUAUUGAAACAAUGUUAUUGAACAAGUUUUGCAAUAAUACCAAAGACCUUAGAAGGGAUAUUUACGCAUGUAAGGCAUUUGAUUGUAUACACGUUUGUACAAGUUAUGAGUAUGUUACAAAAUGUUAAAUAAAACUUUAAUUUGUCCAUCCUCUGUGCUGAAAGCUUAGUAUGGGCAGAUGUAAGCAGAACUCCUUUUAGUUCUGGCGAAGCAGACAAACAAAGGACAAUGAUACUGUAGCAACCCUAACCCAAUAACCUAUCCACCUUUUCAAGAUGCUCAGACUUCUUGGUGUAACGGUUAAGGUGUUGCCUUGACAGUCGCUGGAUCCGGGCUACCCCCUGAAUUUGCUACAUUGGUGUCAGAAGUAGGAUGGUGCCCGUGAGGCCAUUAGAGAAGUGUGUACACAUAAGGGACUUGGUAUAGGGAAAUAAGGUCACUACCCACCCCGAAUUCGCUACAAUACUUUCCUCUCACUGAUAUCCCAACGACUAUACAGUAUCUCAAUUUGGCUUCUUACAUCGAUCAUCCUGUUCCUAUUAACUUCCACCGUCUCAGGUCUUAGAGGUAUUUAUUACACAAAGACACGUGUGUUAAACUGAGUGGUCCAGUCUUGUCCGUGUGUGCAUAUGAAUAGAUGCACAUAGGGCUUUAUAUGAAGCACAUUUAUUUCAACAAUGUUAUGCCUGUGUGCAUAAUAAAAAAACUAAAAAAUUAUCAAGCCUAUGGGUCACAGUGUAUGGGUACCCCACCCUGAUUGGCUAUGGAGACAUUCCUCAGUUCAGUGGGUGGGGCUCAAGCACUUAAUUGGCAGG